AUGCAGUUGAUGUUUUUCCGUGAGGUGUGGGAGAUGGAGGGGUUGCAGACAGUGGGGAUACUCCUGGUGGUCUGUAGCUCCCUCAAACUGAUGCACUUCCUGGGGCUCAUCGAUUUCUCCUCCGGAGACAGCGUAGAGGAUGACUUUGAGUUGUCCACUGUGUGCCAUCGACCAGAGGGGCUGGACAAACUACAGGAGCAGACCAAGUUCAACAAGAAGGAACUACAAGUUCUCUACAGGGGCUUCAAGAACGAGUGUCCGAGUGGAGUGGUGAAUGAGGAGUCCUUUAAAACCAUCUACUCCACAUUCUUCCCCCAGGGAGAUUCGGGUGCGUAUGCACAUUUCUUGUUUGAGGCCUUUGACACUAACAAGAAUGGAUCGGUUAGUUUCGAGGACUUUGUGUUUGGUCUGUCUAUCAUUCUGAGAGGAACGAUAAACGACCGGCUAAACUGGGCCUUCAACCUGUACGACCUGAACAAAGACGGCUGCAUCACCAAAGAGGAGAUGAUGGAUAUAAUGAAGUCUAUCUAUGAUAUGAUGGGGAAGUACACAUACCCCUGUAUGCAGGACGAGGCACCCAGGGAACACGUGGAGAGCUUUUUCCAGAAAAUGGAUCGUAAUAAUGAUGGUGUGGUCACUAUUGAUGAGUUCAUCGAGUCAUGCCAAAAGGAUGAGAACAUCAUGCAGUCCAUGCAGCUGUUCGACAACGUCAUCUAGGAGCCUCUGACAUAGGAAAGUGGCUGGAGGACAGGGGAGGUGUGUGUGUGUGAGUGUGCACCACAGGAGGUUGGUGGCACCUUAACUGGGCAGGAAUGGCUUGUGGUGAUGGUUGUAGAGGAAUAAGUGGAAUGGUAUCAAAUACAUCCAACACAUGGUUUCCAUGUGUUUGAUGCCAUUACUUUUGCUCCUUAGCGGCCAUUAUUAUGAGCCGUCCUCCCCUCAGCAGCCUCCACUGGCAUGCGCGUGUAUUUGUAUGUGUGUGUGUGUGUGUGUGUGUGUGUGUGUGUGUGUGUGUGUGUGUGUGUGUGUGUGUGUGUGUGUGUGUGUGUGUGUGUGUGUGUGUGCGCAUGUGUGUGCAUGUGUGUGUGUGUGUAUUUCUCUCUGCCCUCACUCCAAGCCAAAAGGGGGUGCCUCCUCUUAUCCAGCCCUUCAUCUCUCCCAGAGACAUAGAGAAGAGAGGGGCUGGUGAUCCACACCCACAUCAAGGACCGGUUCAGGAGUGAGCAACGUUACAGAACAUUCAGAUAGAAAUGUGUUGUGUAGAACAAAUAUGAUUGCCUGUCCUGUGUAAUAGGGAGUCAAUCGUGUCAGCUCUAUUCGUUACGUCUAUAUGCAACUUUUGGAGUGCUUUGUCUGGUUGAAAACACCCCUGGUUCGUUAACUAUUGUAUUAUUUUAACACUCCUGUUUCUGACACAGCUGCUGUAGCAUGCUGCCUGGCCUCAAUGUAGGAUAAAGUCCCCCAUACUCACUGACCAAUUGUCCGUUUUGCAUGUCCCCGCCUAAUGGUUAAGGUUAGGGUCGGGGGUGGCUAAUCCUAGAUCUGUGGUUAGAGGCAACUUCUACCAGAGCAGCUGGACCCCUGACACCUCUGUCAUUAAAACUAAGGUAACUACCGCCACUUAGUGGACAAAAGGAGACUUGGAAAAGGGACAAUGGAACUGAAGGGACUGAGGAUCUGAAGGAUGAGACUUCUUGCGAACAGAAGACAGAGACAGAGUUGUUUUUAAUAAGGGACUGAUUUGAAUAUCGCAAUAAUGAUGUCACUAAUAAUAACUUGUACAUAUAUACAGAAAUACUCCAAAGCCUGUCUGCCUGUCUGCUGUUGCUAAAGUCAUCCACAGGUGCCUCGCUCCGUGUGUGUGUGUGCGCGUCCGUGUGCGUACUUGUCAUUCCUGUCUCUGGUAGGAAACCAUUCAAAUUUCAACUCCAUAUGAGGCCUCCUUUGUACUAACACUAACGUAUGCUGACUGUUGUACCUCUUCCAAUUACCCUGCGGUCAAGAACUACUAGAGAGUCUAAUGUGGGGCUGAAUUGAUGAACAUGCUACUUCGACCCUCUAGGCUUCAGUAGACUCCUUAGCGUAUUUACAGGUGACUAGCUGAUGCAGUGAAGCAUGGGAAUAGGAGUUGAAACGGAAAUGUCUGGCUUAUCAAAUACUGUAAUGCGUCAUAUUAUGCCUAUCUUUCAUUAUACUGAUCAUGCAACUGAAACGGGAAGCAUUUCUGUUUAGAUCGACCAUGAAAGAGCAGCAACAUGUCGAGGACAAUUCUACCUGAUACAGUAUCCAAGUUAGGCUUCUUGUUUCAUGUCUACGUACACAAAGUCAGGCGUGGGUGUUGUCGUGUGUGUGCGUGUGCGUGUUUGUGUGUGC
Messenger RNA from Oncorhynchus kisutch (coho salmon), 2373 nucleotides. RefSeq names its product Kv channel-interacting protein 2-like. Gene Ontology annotation, cellular component: voltage-gated potassium channel complex. Gene Ontology annotation, molecular function: calcium ion binding; potassium channel regulator activity. The record is from RefSeq and is a predicted model, not a curated record. The transcript is spliced from 8 exons. Lineage: Eukaryota; Metazoa; Chordata; Actinopteri; Salmoniformes; Salmonidae. The coding region runs from base 1 to 717 and encodes 238 amino acids. Gene Ontology annotation, biological process: regulation of potassium ion transmembrane transport.